GCGGAAACACGUCACACUGCUAAAGAUGCUUCAACUGCCGUUUCCCUGUGACUUUAACAUUAAGUUGUAAUGUACUCUGUGGCAAACUUUGGCCACACCUAGAUCCUGUCCCAUUUCCACACACACACACAAAAAAAUAACACAAAAAAAACAGGCUUUUUCUUUUUUUUUUUUUUUUUUUCUUCUUUCUGGUGCGUUUGUUUGUGUGACGGCGAGUCCCGGCGGUGUAACCGGAGAGGGGCCUCAGAAGAGGGAAUGCAGGACUGCAAUGGAGCACAAUGCAAUACAGUGGUUGGGUGCCCCCUCCUGCCAGCGAGGCAGCUACGCCUUCUAUAAGUCGGUGGGCAGCAGAGCUCAACCCGACGGGCCCGCCCAGGUGUGGAAGCUCGGGGAGUUUUACUUCAUCCGCUGUGGACCGCAGGAUCCCGUGUGCAUCGCAGAGGUGACCUUACUGUGGGAGGACCAGACGCGACGCCACCUGCUGGCCAGCGCCAGACUCUACUUCCUGCCUGAGGACACGCCGAAGGGGCGGACCAGGGAACACGGAGAGGAUGAGGUUCUGGCGGUGUCCAGGAAGAUGGUGGUGCGGGUGGAGGACCUGGUGCAAUGGGCGUGUGCCGAAUCGGCAGGUUGGACCAGCAGCCUGAAGCUGCUGCCCUGCGGGACCAACGGUCUCCACAAGCCUCUACAGAGCAGCGACGGGAACAACAACAACAGCAGCAACAACAACAGCAGCAGCAGCAACAGCAGCAGCAACAACAGCAGCAGCAGCAACAGCAGCAGCAGCAGCAACAACAGCAGCAGCGAGCCGCUCAAAGACAAAACUAAGAAUGACCUGGUGGAGCAUCAGGGCAUCAAAGUGCUCAGCUACCCGCAGUACUGCCGCUUCCGCUCUCUGCAGAGACGCAUCCAGGACGGAGCGAGGGGGCCGGUGCUGCAGGACCUCCACCUGCUGGCCCUGGGAGGCGUCAAGGCGCUGCCCAACACGCGGCUGAUGUACUGCAGGGACACCUUCAACCACCCGACGCUGGAGAGCACCAGCUUCUCCUGGCAGUUCAGAUGUCCGUCUGUCAGUCUUCGAGGGCGACCUCGCAAGAGGAGAGGCCAAGACGACAAAGACUCCCCGAACUCCAGCCAAUCAGAGUCCUGGAUUGAGAGGAUGAAGGAGAACGUGAUGGGCAGCGUGGAGGUCGGCUGUGAGGGCAGCUGGCUCCCCGACCCUGAGGAGCAGCUGUUCCUUGAUCAGCUCUUCGCCUACAUGGAACGCCUCGGCUCGCCCAUCCACAAAGUCCCCAACCUUGGCUUCAAGAAGAUUGACCUCUUCCUCAUGUACUCUGUGGUCAAGCGGCUCGGAGGCCACAAAAGGGUGACAUUGGACCGUCUCUGGAAAAUAGUCUAUAACGAGCUGGGAGGAUGCGCCGGCAGCACCAGUGCUGCUACCUGCACCAGGAGACACUACGAGAGGCUGAUGCUUCCUUAUGAAGAGCACCUCGGAGCAGCAGCAGCAGGAGGAGAAGCAGCAGAAUUCAAAAUCCCAGAAUCCCCCAUGCCUCUGAAACCCAGAGGGAUAAGAGGAAGGAAACCACUUCAGAGAGGCAGAAAACCAGGACCCAAAUCCAAGGACAAGAAGAUGACAACCCCUGCUGCUUCUCAUGCUAUCGUGAACCCAAGCGGCACCUUGGUGGUGAAGAGAGGCAGAGGCCGGCCACCGGGCACGCGCAACAAGGCCACGCUGAUCGCUCAGGCCAAGCUGGUGGCUCAGCAGCAGGCCAAAGCCAAAGCAGCAGCCGAGUCUCAGCAGCAGAGUCCUCUGCUUCCAGUCCGAGGGGACGGUGGACCGGCCCCCAGCAGCACGCACAGGCCCGUCUAUCCGGCUAUCCUCCCUGUCAACAUGCCCCUCACCCCCGACCUCUCCCCCAUGUCAGCCCCCUUCCUCCCCUUCCUGCCCAAACCAAAGGAGCCGAUGCCGGACCGAGGGGAGUCCGUGGCUCCUGCUCCAGGUGUGCUCCUCUCCACUCUGCCUCGCCACUUUGUUGGAGGAUCUCUGGGCGGCUUCAGUCCCAUCAAAGGCGUCUGUCCUCUGGAUGUCUUCAGGAACCGCAUCAGCCUCCAGAGAGUCCCGGAGAGCCCGGCCCUGACUCCUCAGAACCCGACCCAGCACCACCCGACCAUCUACACACUCCAGCCCAAAAGUGGAAGCCUGAAUACGCCUCAUCCCAGCGGGGACCAGCUCCAGCCUCAGCCCCACCCGCUGCACCAGCAGCAGCAGCAGCACAACCACUGCUCGGGGUGUAACGUGGACGAGGCAGCCCAGAGAGGAGGCAGCCGGGACGCCAGGAACCGGCCUCCUCUGCCCCCUCUCCGGGUCCUGCCUUUGAACCUGGACUGCAGCGUUCAGGUGUGCCAGCUGAUGAGGACUCGUCUGGGCUCAUCUCAAUUCCAGACCUUCACCCGCCGACUGUCGGAGGCUCUGUCCCAGGACCUGAGCACCAAGCCCCCCUGCUCUCCCAUCACCCCUCCCCCCGAGCAGGCGCUGCCUCUCAACCUCAGCAAACGCUUAACGGCUAAGAGACCCAGCACGGAGGGACCGGAGCCGAGUCUGGCAACGAUCAACGGGAUCACGGAUCAACCGUCAUCCAAGAGAUCCAGACUUGGCUGCACGGAGCAAGCCGAGGGCUUCAGCCUGGGAGGCCGGUCCAGCUCUGGAGGAAGUGACGGAGGAGGAGAACAGGAUGUUGAGAUGGAGAACCAGGAGGAACCCGCGGACCUGAGCUCCCCUAGCAGGAUCAGGGCCUUCCUGCUCGGGCUGCCACCCUUCCAGGUGAAAUUUGAGGACGAUCUGAACGGGACGAGGUUUGGGAAAUUUCUUCCACCGGUAUCCAUGGCCGACACCCCAAGGACCGAGACAGAGACAGGAGAGGGAGGAGUGGAAGUAAAGGAGGAGGUGGUGGUUGAAAUAGAGCGACGUGAAGCUGAGAGAAACAACAAACUACAGAAGUCAGAGCAGGAGGAGAAGGAUCCCCCCCACCUCUCUGGUCCAGCAGAGCUGAAGAGAGCCGGGCCCUCAAACACUGACACGCACUGUUUUUAGCAUUAUUCCCUCUGUUGAUAUUAGCAUUUUGUCUGAUAAAUUAGGGAUUUGUUUCCACCGUGGGGCUUGGUGUUGGUUUUGGAUGCCGGAUGUUUCAGCGGUUGAUCCGGCUCAGGUUAACGCCUGAACAUCUGGAGCAGGGACGUUUUCUUUGCUUCAUUUGAGAAAAAUUGAACUCACAACUUCUUUCUUUCCCAUUUUUGUCUCCUUGUUGUUUUUUUCCGUCUUUUUAGAUCACGUCGUUGAUUGAACUUUGCAGAGGAAUGACGACACUGAGACUCAUGACAAUCACAAAUCAGUUUCUCUUUCUUUCUCUGUUCGCUUCU
This is a messenger RNA of Anarrhichthys ocellatus (wolf-eel), 3417 nucleotides long. Its product is annotated as AT-rich interactive domain-containing protein 5B. Gene Ontology annotation, biological process: regulation of transcription by RNA polymerase II. Bases 269 to 3091 code for a protein of 940 amino acids. Gene Ontology annotation, molecular function: transcription cis-regulatory region binding. Gene Ontology annotation, cellular component: nucleus. The transcript has 12 exons. NCBI's taxonomy places the organism in Eukaryota, Metazoa, Chordata, Actinopteri, Perciformes, Anarhichadidae. The record is from RefSeq and is a predicted model, not a curated record.